AUGGGUGAAGAGACUUUACUCUUAAAAAUCCCUGAAUAUUUAUGGUUUGCACCUGAAGUUUUAAGAGGGAAAUGUAACGUGUCACAAGCAGCUGAUGUUUAUAGUUACUCAAUUAUCAUGUUUGAGGUCCUCACGCGUAUGGCGCCUUUUGAACUAGAUCUGGAUUUAUUGACGGUUAAAGAGAUUGUUAGUAAGUUACAAGAUGAUGGACUACAACAACCGUUUCGCCCAACAAUGCCUGGUGACACUGAAAAACCAACGAUCAUUGAGCUGAUGAAGGAGUGCUGGGAUGAAUCUUUAUCCAAUAGACCAAUAUUCAAAGCGAUAAAAAAACAACUGAAGGCACUAACUGGAAUUUCAAGCAGCCAUAACAUAUUGGAUUCGCUUCUCAGACGUAUGGAGCAGUAUGCUAAUAAUCUUGAAGAUUUGGUCAGUCAACGAACAGAUGCAUUAAUUGAAGAAAAGAGAAAAUCAGAAGCAUUAUUAGAUCAAGUUUUACCGAGGAGUGUAGCUACAAAGUUAAAAAAUGGUCUUCCUGUCGAUCCAGAAGCAUACCAGUGUGUAACUAUAUACUUCAGUGAUAUUGUUGGAUUCACAGCCAUAUCGGCUAAGAGUAGUGCCAUAGAGGUUGUUGAUCUUUUGAAUGAUUUAUACACCAUGUUUGAUGCCAUUAUUGACAUAUUCGAUGUGUAUAAGGUAGAAACGAUUGGUGAUGCUUAUAUGGUAGUAUCUGGCCUACCUGCAAGGAAUGGGAAUGACCAUGCCAAACAAAUUGCUCAAAUGUCACUAGCUAUUCUUAGAGAAAUCGGUAACUUCAAGAUUCGUCACUUACCCACCAUUACUUUGGAAGCUCGUAUUGGACUGCAUUCAGGGCCAGUCUGUGCAGGUGUUGUUGGGAAGAAGAUGCCACGUUAUUGUCUGUUCGGUGAUACUGUAAACACAGCAUCCCGAAUGGAGUCACAUGGACAAGCAAUGAAGAUUCAUGUUAGUCCGCAGUCAAAGUUGCUCUUAGAUGGCUUUGGAUUAUUCAGUCUGUCAUCAAGGGGCAUUGUUCAAAUAAAGGGCAAAGGAGAAAUGACAACGUAUUGGCUGUUGGGGGAAUCCCCUUCUGUGGGUUGCUCAUUACCAGAGAAUGGAGUCAUGUCUACUGAAAAUGAUUUAAUCUCACUACGAAAUGGUGCUUUUCCAUCCACAAGUAUGAUCUCGCUUAAAAACACUGGUUCUUCGAUCAAAUAUGAAGAUAUUUCAAACAGGAGUUGUGGUAUAUCAGCCAGAAAUGGGACUGGUUCAGCUAGAAAAAUUGAAGUCAAUUAG
This is a messenger RNA of Mytilus californianus (California mussel), 1314 nucleotides long. Its product is annotated as atrial natriuretic peptide receptor 1-like. Gene Ontology annotation, molecular function: peptide receptor activity; ATP binding; protein kinase activity. Lineage: Eukaryota; Metazoa; Mollusca; Bivalvia; Mytilida; Mytilidae. The transcript is spliced from 11 exons. The record is from RefSeq and is a predicted model, not a curated record. Gene Ontology annotation, biological process: cGMP biosynthetic process; protein phosphorylation; receptor guanylyl cyclase signaling pathway. The coding region runs from base 1 to 1314 and encodes 437 amino acids.